UUUUUUUCUUUUGGGUCUCAAAGAGAAACUUUUCGUCCUUGUUGUGGUGUUCUCUCUGGGAGACCUUGCGUUGAAAGAGCGGCCAGAGUGAUCUCUAUCUCUCCCACCCCCAAACAAAAGAAACCAAAACUUGUGUUCGGUCGUCGUUGCCUAGUCGAGGAGUCCCACUGCAAUGCAAAGCUGAAACUACCACGAAAACCUUUUCUUCUUCUUCUUCAGGUUUCCAAAUCUCUCUCUUGCUCCUUCCUCCGUAUUAGUUCUUUUUUCAAUCCCCAUGGAUGAAGAAAACAACACUCGUGUGGAAGAUGCUUAUGCUUGUGUGGAAGAAGAAGAAGAAUAUGUGUGUGGAGAUCCAAAAGUUGAUAUUCGUGUUGGAGACGAGUAUCAGGCCGAGAUACCUCAUAUGUUAUCUGAAUCCGAACGUGCAACGUAUCUUUUGAAUCCUCUAGCUUCUUCUGAUGAUGCCAUAGUUGGUGGCGGACUACUACUACUACCUGUUGACAUCAUGUGGAUAGACACCACCAAACUUAAAGACGAGGAUGAUAAUGUAGACAUGAGUGAGUCUCUCAAAUCUCUGAAAACUAAAAGAAACAAGCAAAAGAUGAUGAUGAUGAAUCUUGAAGCUGUCCCUGAGAGAUCUUCAUCCAGCUCUUGGGACGAUUUGGAGGUAGAUGCCUUUGUUCUUGGUCUGUAUACAUUCGGGAAGAACUUUACUCAGGUAAAGCAGUUCCUGGAGAGCAAAGGAACAGGACCACUACUUUCUUUUUACUACGGAAAGUUCUACAAAUCUACAAAGCACAAGAUUUGGUCAAACUCCCUUAAGAAGCGGAAAUGCAUACAAGGGAAGAAGCUCUACUCAGGUUGGAGACUACAUCAGUUGUUGUCCCGUUUGAUUCCCAGCGUUGCUGAUGAAUCUCUGAAAACAAAGCUUGUGAAUGUCUCCAAGUCACUUGCUGAAGGGAAUAAUACAUCUCUGGAAAAAUACAUCAGCGCUGUGAAGGAAAUAGUGGGUCUCCGGUGUCUUGUAGAGGCUGUAGCCAUCGGUACUAAAGAAGAUCUGACUGUCCUAACAACAGAACCUGUAAAUUCAAAGCAAUGGUUCACAGUUUCCUCCUCUGCUGCGGUGGUUCCUGCUGGUUUAGGAGUAUACAGCUCACUCACAUCUGCUGAAAUCAUCGAAAAACUGAGUGGUGGUCCCCGUCUAAGCAAGGCACGUUGCAAUGAUAUCUUCUGGGAAGCUGUGUGGCCACGUUUGCUAGCCAGAGGGUGGCACUCUGAGCAGCCCAAAGACCGUGGUAAAGACAACAACAUAGUCUACCUCAUCCCUGGGGUAAAGAAGUUUUCUAGAAGAAAACUUGUUAAACAGAAUCAUUACUUUGAUUCUAUCAGUGACAUUAUCAAAAAGGUUGUUUCCGAUCCUGAGCUUCUUGAGUUUGAUGAUGAGGCUGCAGCAGAGAUCAGACCUCCUCCCAAUGGUGGUGGAAUCAUGGAAGAGAAUCAAUCAAAACGCCGUUACCUAAGGUCUCCAGAGUCUUCUUUGAAGUUCACUGUUGUGGACACUACUAGUUUGGCUUCAGGAGGCAAGUUAUGUGCAUUUAGAGAGUUGAGGAAUCCAGAAUCUCAAUCAAAGGCUUGUCAAGGAGAUAACAAGUCUUCUUAUGUGGGUGUAGAGAAGAAGGAUGGUAAAGAAUGUAAGUGGGAAAAGAGACGAAUGAAGAAAAUGGUGGAAGAGCCUGUGAGGUUCAUGAUUGUGGAUUCAUCAGGGAUAAGGAGACGAAGACGUUUGCCUGCUAAUGAGAGUCUCUGCAAUCCAUCAUCAUCGGAGAAUGUGACUUGGGAGGAGAAUGUUCGGUCAAAGAAGAGGUCUGUCCGAAAAUCAGAAUCUGUUAACAAUCAUUCGCUUCUUAGUUCAUUUCCCUUGCCAAAACGAAGGCGGCUCAGUGCGUGUGUGAGGAAAGAUAUAGAACGUUUUGGUGAAAGUUGUGUGUCCAACUUACCAGAAGAAAUCAAGACUGACAAAUCAGAAGAAGCUGGAAACAGGAUAGAGAUUCUGAGGCUAAAGACUGAACCAAGUGAGUUAUGUUCUAUACACGAAGUCGGUUCAUCAGAAAAAGAACAAGAAGAGGAAGCAAAGCAGUUGUUGUGUUCUUCAAAGGAUCUGGAAGAGAAACGGAUUCAACUUCCUUCCAUGUCAGGCUCAGACAAGAUGAAAUCUCCUUCCACUGAUCAUGGAGCGACUCAAGAAACUGCUUCAAUAAAACAAGAAGAAGAAGAAGAAGAGCAAAACCAACAGAUAAAGUCAGAUCCUCCGAGAAGACAAAGCACAAGAAAGAGGCCAUUGACGACUCGUGCUCUGGAAGCUCUUGAAUCAGGUUUUUAUACAGCAAAGACCUUGAAAAGUAGACCUAAACCGAUAAAACGUGAAAGGUCUGCAAGGAUCAAGCACUCAGCCAAUGCGAGUAACAGAGCUCAAGGCGAGUCAGACAAUGGUUUUCUUGUGAAGGAAAGUACAUCAAGUAAACCGCUGGAACGAGCAGAGUGUACGGAACCGAGAUUUCUUGCGGAUAAAGCAACAACAGCGAGUAAGCCUGUGGAUCAAACAGAGGAUUCUGACAAUGUGACAACAGAGUUUCCUAAACGUCCUCCUAUUCUCUUGAAGCUUCCCUUCAAGCGAAGCUGAAGUAGAGGCAUUCAUCAUUUUUGGGAUUAUACCUCAUCUUAGACCUUUCAACUUUCUGAAGAAAUGUGUACAGAAAAACAAAAAAAAAAACUCUUUCUGCUUUUUCCUUUUUUCUUUUGUUUUUGCUUGGUAAAACUCUUUAAGACAUAUUCAUGGCCUGAUAUUUUAUUCUUUUGAAAUCG
Molecule: messenger RNA, 2862 nt
Organism: Raphanus sativus (radish)
Lineage: Eukaryota; Viridiplantae; Streptophyta; Magnoliopsida; Brassicales; Brassicaceae
Exons: 3
Coding region: 275-2680 (801 amino acids)
Cellular component (GO): nucleus
Molecular function (GO): transcription corepressor activity
Source: RefSeq, a predicted model, not a curated record